Molecule: messenger RNA, 1815 nt
Organism: Fraxinus pennsylvanica
Lineage: Eukaryota; Viridiplantae; Streptophyta; Magnoliopsida; Lamiales; Oleaceae
Source: the annotation of a GenBank genome assembly
AUGACGACACCCUUUACCGGAGCCAUCAUAAUUCUCCUCACCGCCGUCGCCGUGUCUUCUCUGUCAUCCUCAGCCAAUGCACUCGGUGGCUCCGCCUCCACGGUGGCCGUUGUCUACGGUUCUGCCACCACUAUCUGCACCAUAAUUGCCCAGCAACCCCUCAAACAAAUUCAAUGCUGGCAGAACGGUCAGCUGCUGCCUCCUAUCAUCCCCAUCACCUCCUUCGACUACAUCGCCGGAGGCCGUGACACCCUCUGCGCCACUCGCUCCGGUGGGUUCAGUCUCCUCUGCUGGAACACCACCUUCAACUCGAAAAGGCUGUAUAACAAUUAUUCAGCUCCGUUAACUUAUCUAACAAUUGGUGACACUCAAAUUUGUGGCCUAACAAACAACAGUUCGAGGCAGAACGUCAUUUGCUGGCGAGGAAAUGACAUAUCAUCCGCUCAAACCUCAAAUGAGACAUUGAGAUUUCGCGCAAUUUCAUCCGGGUUGGGAUUUUCUUGCGGGGUUUUGGAGGGUACUAAUCGAGUUUUGUGCUGGGGCGAUGAAAGUAUUUCUCUCUCCAUACAAUCGGCGUUCUCAAAUUUUUCAAUGUUGAAUAUUCAGGUUGGUGGAAGACAUGCCUGUGGAAUGGAUAAUUCAGGAUUAGUGAUUUGCAAAGGAAAUAAUGGCAAUGGUCAGUUGGAUGUGCCAUCAAAUUCAUCAUACGAGUACAUUGGGCUAGCCCUCGGGUCGAAUCACAGUUGCGCAAUCAGAAGAUUGAACCGAACGGUUGUUUGUUGGGGCGGGAACGGAGCAUUUUCGAGUAAUGUUACUGAUGAGAUUCCCUUUGAGUCUAUCGUUGCAGGAUUGAAUUUUACUUGUGGAUUGACAACAAGCAAUUUUUCAGUGAUUUGCUGGGGUCCUGGUUGGCCUUAUUCUUCUGGGAUUGAGCUUCCUUUGCAGAAGUCUCUUCCGGGGCCAUGUUUGGAGACUCCUUGUGAAUGUAAUAUAUAUCCUGACUCUCAAACACUUUGUUUUGGAAAUGGUCAUAUUUGUAGGCCUUGUGAUGAUGCAGUUUCAAUUCCACCGCCAAUUUCACAACCACCACCACCACCAGUUACUAGUCAUCGCCCUUCGAGAAGACUCCGAAGGGGUUUAUUAGCGUUUGCGAUUGUUGGAUCAGUUGGGGGGUUUGCAGGGAUUUGUACUGUAAUUUAUUGUUUGUGGACCGGUGUUUGUUUUGGGAAGAAGAAAGUUCAUAACUCGGUGCAGCCCACUAUUACUGGUGCUAAUGCUGCUCCGCAGUCUAAUAGUAGCCCACCUUCUAGAUCAUCAACUCUUCGGCGCCAGGGGUCGAUUCUCAUGAGACGCCAGAGGAGUGGAACUUCAUCAAAACAUGCAGACAGGGCAGAGGAAUUUAUGUUUACAGACCUGGUUGCAGCCACUAAUAAUUUCUCUUCAGAGAGCAAGAUUGCAAAGAGUGAUGUUUAUGGUCUUGGAGUAGUGUUACUUGAACUUUUGACGGGGAAGCGAGCAUUAUUCAAGACGGGUGAAAAUGGGGGUGCACCAAUAAGUGUGGUGGACUUUGCAGUACCAGCAAUUAUGGCCGGAGAAUUGGCCAAAAUCUUGGACCCUCGGGUUGGUCCGCCGGAGAUAAACGAAUCCGAGGCGGUGGAACUGGUGGCAUACACCGCUAUGCAUUGCGUGCAUUUAGAAGGUAAAGAUAGGCCUAGCAUGACUGACAUUGUUGCAAAUUUGGAGCGAGCAUUUGCUCUAUGCGAUGAUAGCCAUGGCAGCAUCUCUAGUGGUCCAAUAUCCAUUGUUUCAGAUUGA